CGGUGCGCCGCACGGACAAACGACUGUCAAUGGACCGUUCGAGGCGGAUCUCGGUCGGUUCAAACGCAGCGGCUCCUCGCGUUUCGGUGCCGGCCCGGUUUUUUUUUUUUCCCUCUUGACUCGCAGUUUGCAGCCAGAUCUUUCUCAUCCGGAGUGGAGAGAGAGAGAGAGAGAGACGUAGCGCGAAAGGACUGAUUUCCCCAACAGAAAUGCCGUGAGUCUUGAAGUUUUAGUGGGUUUCGUGCGUUCGUGGAUUCUCUCCGAUUUUUUUUUUUUUUUUUGGGGGGGGGGGGCACCGAUCGCUCACUCCGAAUCGAUCAUCGGCCGCGCGCGCCGUCCUCAAGACUGCUCGGCAAGUGUGGCACACGCGAGGCAAAGUGCGCCGAGAGGGUGCCAGGGAUGUGAUCCGUCGGGGAAGCUGAGGUUGUUGAGGGAUUCGCGCGGCGUAGAAUUGAUCCGCGAGCGGAGGUCGAGUCAUUCAGAGCGAGCGCGAGCGGAGUCGUUCGAACGGUGAAAGCCACGAGCCUUCAUCAUCGUUCCGGCUUGAAUGUGUAAGCGGACCCACCGGAGGAAGGACUCACUAAUACGAUUCUUUAACAACUGGGACUUUUUCAUGGCUCCGUGGAAAACAGUAUGAGUUUAUACUGACCAUCUCUUUUUUAACCUUUUCGUAACAGUUUGACUGGAUAAUCGUGCAAACAUUGGCCACAUCGUCUGUUUCUCUCUAGUGAGUUUGUGCAGGGCAGUCUAGUAUUUUUUUUCUUUCCCACAUGGCAUCAUAGCCGAGUCCACACGUCUUGUCUUCUUCCAUGCCCGUACUGUGGUCCAUUAGAAGCUCGCUGGACCUCAGUCUCUAUAAACUUGUCGGGGACCCGCGGGGAUGGGAGAAACGACCCCCGCUCAGUCCGCUCCGGGGGCGUUCGUACCCAUGCUGGGCGUCGGUCUAGGAACUAUGCCCGGCGGGGUCGGCAACGGGCCGGUGGUCGCCACCUCCAGAGGCUCGGCGGUGCCACAGCUGCACAACGCCAUAGUGGAGCGUCUGCGCGCCCGCAUAGAGCUGUGCCGGAGGCACCACUCCACCUGCGAGAGCCGCUACCAGAAGGGUCAGGCCGAGAGCUCCGACCGGGAACACGAGAGUACGCUUCACCUGCUCAACAUAGUCCACCAAGGGCCGGGGAACCGAAAGGCGAAGGGCAGUCGCGGAUCGAACCAGCAGCCUCCAGAGUACAGCAGGUCCAACGGGGAGCAGAAGGGCUCAGAGGGCGAGCAGAAGAUUUCAACGCGCAUAGCGCUUCAAGGAUCUUUGCGAAGGAAGAUCGAGGGACACGCACCAGGACACAUACCAAAGCAGAAUGGGCUCUCCUGUGGUUUCUCUGGAUCAGACUUUAAGAGGGUCCGUGUGGAUACUGGUGGUUUGGGGCAUAGGCCUUGCAACCAUAACUUAACCCAGUCUCACUCUCUUCAAGGGUCCUCAACCAUGGGCAUGCAGAGGAAGAAUUACAUGAUGCCACAUGGAGUGGGGUCAGACAUAUUCAACAUGACCCUGAAAGAAAUGAAAAAAGAGCCCAUUGAGGUCCAGUCCUGUGGCCAGUCAAACACAGAGAUGAUUUUUGACUUCAAAGAUGAGGGUGGUGGUCAGAUUGACCCAGAUCUCCAGGAUCUGUUUGAUGAGCUGACAAAGACAGUGCCCCCGCUGAAUGACCUGGAGUUUGAGAAGAUGCUGAAGCAGGAUGAUACAUUCGGUUUGGAUCUAGGUCGGCCAAGCUCAGCAGGCGCAGCUGCUAGUCUGUGUUCCCCAAUGGAGAAGCCAAUUAAGACGGAGCACUCCCCAGAUUUUGGCCAGGUUCAUGGUGGCUCGCCACAGCUUCGACCAGCCUCAGCAGGGCCCUCUUUCACAUUGACCAGCACCUCUUCUACCAGCACGUCACAGAAAGCUAACACUCAGGCAGGACACCCCAGAGCCAUGCCCUGCUGGCCAGAAAUAUCUCACGCAGAGCAGCUGAAGCAGAUGGCAGCAAACCAGCAGCAACCCAGCUCUCUGCUCCAUCACCACCACCAACCACCACCUGUGGGAUUGACCAGCUGGGCUCCUGCCAUUAGCACCCACUCCUCCACCAGCACCUUCCCGCAGGACAAGGUCUCUAGCCCGGCCCCGCUUAGCCAGCAGAGGAUCAGCUCCCAGAGUAAAGGGAUCAACAACUGCCUCUUCAAGUCAAACGGCCACAGCGGCCCCCAUCAUUUGGACAUGAAGGUUCUCAGCACCAAGCCCACAUUGCACUUCAGCCCCAAAGCCCCCCAUUCUGCCAGUCAGCCAAUGUCUAUCAUGGCAAGCUCAGUGAACAAGACCUCAGCCCAGCAGCAACAGUCACCUUCGACGGGCCAGAAUCAGCCACAUGCGGCUCUCCACUUCCAGAACCAACAGAUCGCCACGUCAGGGACCCUUUGUCUGCAACCCAAGUCCGUUCCUGCUGGGCUGCCGUUCAAACUGUCACAACAGCGACAGAGCGUUCCUCCUGCUCCAAGGCUGCCCACUAAUGGAAGCCUAGGAGUCAUGUCAGCCCAGUCGCAGCCUCGGCCCCCGGCACCCAGCAGCCAGCAGAAAGGCCCAGCAAAAACUCAGGCCAUGCAGAGACACCUUAACCAACAACAGCACACCAUCGGCAAUUCGGACAAAGACAGUACACACGAUCAGUUCAGUCGUCAUCUCACAAGACCGCCGCCUGAUUAUAAGCAGUCAAGAAGUAUGGUGGGACUUCAGCAAGGAAACAUCUUCACGGGUCAAAACUCCUCCCAGUCUUCCAGCAGUGGCCCAGAGAAUGACCUACAGUCCAUGUCUUGUCACCUCCCCAGUGGGUCUGGUUCAAAGAUGAGUCCUUCGCCAUCGGACCGCAGGUUCGGUAUCGGGGCUGACUGUCAUCCGAGUUCCUGUAUCGGCCAGUUCCAGCAGCAUAAUAAUCAGAAUCGAAUUGGACUAAAUCAAAGUAAACCAAGGUUCCUGGGACCAAACACGCAAGGGGGUUCCUUUGGGAUGAACAAUGCAGCAGGUGUACAACACCCGAGAACGACAGCUGACCUGCAUUCCCCGGGGGUGCCAGGACAGGGUCUCGGAGGCUUGAUGACAAAUGUCAACAUGGGCUGGGGCUCAGCCAAUAAGCAAGUGACAACUGGACUUGGUGUCAGGCGGCUACCCAACCCACUGCAGUCCCAGGGCGCACAGCUGGACAUGCCAAACCAUCCGUACCAACAGAGGCACGUCGGCCCUCCGAACCAGGUGGCACCAGACCUCGGGAUGCUCCCUCUUAACCCUUCGAUAAGAGACACAGGCCCAAGACCAAGCCAGCCGAUGAUGGGCUCGCCCUCAGCAGUGGGAAACCUGAACCAGGCCUCUCCUGAACAGAGGGUACCAGCGGGCAACUUCGCUGAGCGCAGUCCUAGUUCUAGCAGCUACCAGAAUAACAGAGCCAACCGCCUGACCUUCGACUUCCUGCCCGAGGGAGACAACACAGUUCCCGGGAUCAACACGGACUCAGACUUCAUAGACUCUCUGCUCAAGUCUGGCUCUGGGAAUGAUGACUGGAUGAAAGACAUAAAUUUGGAUGAGAUUCUCGGCAGUCACUCAUGAAUUUGGGUCACAAAUUGCUAAAAAUCGACCCAAGGCUCAAAUUAUAGCGGUUAUAUAUGUAAGGUGGAAGGGGUAACUUUUGUAAAUAACGAUAAAAUGGAAUUUUAUAAACUCAUAGUAUUUGUUAUCCAAGCGUAUACUGUAUUGUUUUAUAUUGUAUUUACUGUGAAAGGAAUUUGCGUUAUGUUCUUAGUACUCAGCAUAUUUUGUUUCUGGUAUAUUGUCCGAGAAACUGCUUUUUCUUUGAAUUCACUGUUUUUGUGGUCUGUCAUAUUCAAGCUAUAGUGCUGUCCUGUAGGACAAAAUACCAAAUUCACACUGUGAAAAGAAAACAUUGCUGUGUUGCUUCACCUUGGUAAUCCAAGUUAAGUUCCUAAAUCUCCAUCCACUAUUUAGCAUGACAUGGUAUUUACACACAGAGAAUCUUGCCACAACCAAUGUUUUCAUACUUAUUGUUCAAGCUUUUUCAUCUGUGGUAGUUUUUUUUGAUGCAAUUUAAAUAAUGUAACCAUUAAUUUUCCAUGUGAUAUUUAAUAAUUAUUGGGAUAGUAAUGAAACAUUAUAAU
Molecule: messenger RNA, 4188 nt
Organism: Xiphias gladius (swordfish)
Lineage: Eukaryota; Metazoa; Chordata; Actinopteri; Istiophoriformes; Xiphiidae
Product: mastermind-like protein 2
Exons: 5
Coding region: 881-3622 (913 amino acids)
Biological process (GO): positive regulation of transcription of Notch receptor target; Notch signaling pathway
Cellular component (GO): nuclear speck; nucleoplasm
Molecular function (GO): transcription coactivator activity
Source: RefSeq, a predicted model, not a curated record